GUUCUCACUCCCAUUGGAUGUCCAAACCCAGACAAGCCAAUCAGCGCCAGAGCGGGUCCGAUGACCAGGACCCUUCCAGACCGUUGAUCUGCGUCAUGGGGCCCGGAGCCCUCCUUCUCCUGCUGCUGUCCGGAACCCUGGCGCUGACCCAGAACUGGACCCGCCCCCACACCCUGGGAUAUUUCUGCACCUCCACGUCCGGACCGGGCCACGGGAAGAACCAGUACGUCGUCAUCAUCUACCUGGACGACACGGAGGUCUUGCAGUUCGACAGCGAGAGGCAGAGGCUGGAGCCGAGGGUGCAGUGGAUGGAGCAGCCGUGGGUGGAGCAGGAGGGCGCAAAAUUUUGGGAGGAGCAGAUGCGGGAGAUGAAGCACAACGAACAGCGGAGCAGAGCGAACCUGAACAAGCUGCGCGCCCACUACAACCAGAGCGAGGACGUGUCUCACACCUUCCAGGAAAUGACUGGCUGUGUAGUGGGGUCCCAGGGUAACUUACUCCGAGGGUUCAGUCAGUUCGCCUACGACGGCAUCGAGUGCAUCACCCUGAACCAGGACAUGCGCUCCUGGACCACGGCGCCCCAGGUCACCUUGCGUGAGUUGGUGCUGGUCCCUGAUGCGGAUGUCAGAAGAUACUUCCUGCAGGACACUUGCGUGCGCCGGCUCCAGCUGCUCCUGGAGAAGGGGAAGGAGAAGCUUCUCCGAGCAGACCCUCCAAAGACACACGUGACCCACCACACCAUCUCUGACCAUGAGGUCACCCUGAAGUGCUGGGCCCUGGGCUUCUACCCUGCUGACAUCACCCUGACCUGGCAGCGUGACAGGAAGAACGUGACCCAGGACAUGGAGCUGGUGGAGACCAGGCCUGCAGGGGACGGGACCUUCCAAAAGUGGGCAGCUGUGGUCAUGCCCCCUGGAGAGGAGCAGAGAUACACAUGCCAUGUGCAGCACCAGGGGCUGCCUGAGCCCCUGACCGUGAGAUGGGACCCCCCUCCUCAGACCACCAUCACCAUUGUGGGCAUCACUGUUGCCCUGGGUCUCCUUGGAGCUGUGGUCACUGGAGCUGUGCUGUGGAGGAGGAAGUGCUCAGGCAGAGGCAGGGAGAGCUACACUCAGGCUGCCUAUGCUUUCCACGGAAGUUGGUGUAAAUCCAUCAUUGCAGCCUCCCCUUGAGACUUUAAGGAUCCCUGACUGCUGUUUCUGCAACCAGCAUCAGAACCUGUCUGCAUCCUUAUCAGCACCAGUGAGGAGUGGGUCACCAGGCCACCCUCCCCACAGGGACCUGUGUCCUCUCCCCUGGGGACUGUUGUGUCAUAGGCAAGUUGGGGUGAGGCCACCCCAUCCUGGUCAUUCCUCAUCUGGAUUAUCUGUGUUGCUAUUUUGUCCAAGGAGAACCUUGUCCCACCAGGACCUGAGAUCCUGGGACUUCAGCAUCACCUGAGCCUUGUGGUAGCUCCAGGACUGUGCUCAGUGAGUGCCUCAUGGGGCCGCGUCAGCCUGGGCUCAGGCCUGGGUCUGUCCUGCAGCCCCCAUCUUUUGAGUACCUGUGGUUUCUUUGUCUUUGUAGAUAUUGUUUGUGCCUUUUCUAACUAUUUAAAAAUCAAGUUAUUUGGGUAUUUACAUUAAAUGAUAGGGAUGUAUCUUUUUAUUAAAUGUAUUGGGGUGCAUUGGUUAAGAGGAUCAUGUAGGUUUCAGGUGCACAUUUCUACAAUACAGGAUCUGUACAUUGCACUGUGUGCCCACCACCCAGAGUCAAAC
Messenger RNA from Phyllostomus discolor (pale spear-nosed bat), 1757 nucleotides. RefSeq names its product patr class I histocompatibility antigen, A-2 alpha chain-like. Gene Ontology annotation, biological process: antigen processing and presentation of endogenous peptide antigen via MHC class I via ER pathway, TAP-independent; immune response; antigen processing and presentation of endogenous peptide antigen via MHC class Ib. The transcript is spliced from 7 exons. NCBI's taxonomy places the organism in Eukaryota, Metazoa, Chordata, Mammalia, Chiroptera, Phyllostomidae. The record is from RefSeq and is a predicted model, not a curated record. Gene Ontology annotation, molecular function: peptide antigen binding; signaling receptor binding. Gene Ontology annotation, cellular component: external side of plasma membrane. Bases 18 to 1172 code for a protein of 384 amino acids.